This is a messenger RNA of Corythoichthys intestinalis (scribbled pipefish), 8573 nucleotides long. RefSeq names its product SEC16 homolog A, endoplasmic reticulum export factor (gene sec16a). Gene Ontology annotation, cellular component: ER to Golgi transport vesicle membrane; endoplasmic reticulum exit site. NCBI's taxonomy places the organism in Eukaryota, Metazoa, Chordata, Actinopteri, Syngnathiformes, Syngnathidae. The record is from RefSeq and is a predicted model, not a curated record. The transcript is spliced from 30 exons. Gene Ontology annotation, biological process: autophagy; COPII vesicle coat assembly; Golgi organization. Bases 219 to 7148 code for a protein of 2309 amino acids.
CUCCGCUGAAUGCUAACGUUAGCACACCGGAGAUACUGGACCUUGUUUUGUAAAAUGCAAUCGCCUGGUGACAAGCGACCCGGUGGGGCCCGUCGGAGAGCCCUCGUCGGUUGUGAAUUUGCAAGGAAAGAAGUUUAGAGGAAGGCCGUUCCUACAACUGACUUCAACUUCAUUAGUGAGAGCUUCUUGAUCAAUUUGCUCGUCACACCUCUGCUGCUAUGCAGCCCCCACCUCGGACUGGACCCCCAGGAGCCUCUGGGCCGCCUCCUCCCUCUGGGCCGAAUAUGUUCCGCAGGACCAGGCCUCUCAAGCAUGCAGGAGCAACAGCAACACCUUCUUCAAUCCCACUCUCAACCCAACCCAUGACGGACCCGUUUGCCUUUGUCCGAGCCCCCCCUUCUACGAGUGCAGGGGGUGCCCCAGUACUCCAGAGCAACUCUCUGCCAGCACAAGCCCCACCCACUUCCACCUACACUCUGGCAGGCCUAGUUCAGGACCCACAAUUGCAGACACUUGAGGGUAUCCCAGCUGCUCCAGCUGGCACCCAGCCGUCCUCUCUGCCAGGGGUGCCCAUGUUCAGUCCUCACAGUUCAACCUCACCUGGUGUUCGUACAGAACCUGCACAUUCUGAACAAGGUUACUUUAAUUCUAGGGAGCAUACGUUGGCAGUGGCUGCGGAACCGCCAUCUGUGCCGUCAGAACCAGUACCAAGUCAGACGUUUAAUCAGGAAUACCACGCGCAGUCUCCUCCUCAGCCUGUCCCCUUCCAGCCAGUGCCUCCUGCAGCCACCUCUUCUCAAAGGGCCUCCGAUCACGGAAGUCGCCCUCCAUCCGUUCAGAACUAUUUUCAGCCUACGAGUGAUCCUCCUCAACAGCCUUUUAAUCCACAGCCGCAGGCCCAGAUGCACCCCUCAAACGCACCAACCCCUCCAACACAAUUUGGGCAUCCUCAAAAUCCUCUUCUACACCAAAACCCUGCGAAUACCCCCGGCUCUCAUUGGGCUGGACCAAAUACGACCCAACAGCAUAACUCGCAUUUCCAACACCAGAGCUACUUCAUGCAGACCUCUGCCCCGCAAGAUGCAUGGUUCAGUCAAGCGCCACAGGACCCAGCCUACCACCAAAUGGCGAAUGCCCCCCUCCACUUGCAGCCCCAGUCAGACUGUGCAUCUCAUCAUAUACCUAACGUGGGUUCUCAGCAUGGGUCUGCCUCUACAGCAGUUCAAUACGCUCAAGAUUCUGGUACACUGUCCAUGUUUUUCAAUGACGAUGUAGAAAAUGAGGAAACCUUAGCCGGAGAACGAAAAAAGGUUAUGAACGGUAUUCCUGAUCCCUCACAUCUUUCAAAUAAUUCGCAAGGUGGGCCACCAGCUCAGAGUGGUCUAGCAAAUGUUCCUUUUGAUAACCAAGCAUCCCGUUUACAAGACAAUUCACAUAUACCGUAUAUGAACGACGGAAACGCAGCGUCGCAAGGGAGGAGUCCAAAUCCCUCUGAUUCUCAGUAUGACCAUGUUGAGAAUUUGGAGUGUGUUCCAAAUCAGGAAGUAUUGCCCAGUGAAAUUCAUGGUAGUCCUGCUGGAUUACCUGCAGCCCAUGCAGUAGACACCUAUGAAACUGGCCCCAACCUGGAGACUCCAGAUUCCCUUCCCAGACCAAUAAGAUCUGCCAGUGCAUCAUCUAACUACAGUAAUAUGAGUCACGGAAGUGGGACUGCUGGCCGUCGACACCAGGGUGUAGUCAGUACUUUUAUUCAGCAGGAAAGCCCGCGCCCGGCCGAUGAUGCCAACUUGCCUCCAGGCGCUGUUGCGGCUGCCGGAGGCUACUUCGAACAGAUCGACUCUUCACCAGCUGGAAAUGCGGCCACUCAGCCUAGCCCCUCCGAGCAAAUGUGGCCCACCACACCUAGCCCUCCAAAACCAACAGGCACCUUCCAGGCCAGUGCUAACAGCUCGUUUGAGCCCGUCCGCUUACACGGGGUCGGGGUUCGCCCUGCUGAGGUCGAUAGGGCUAAAAUGGUAGCGGAAGGUGGCACGGAUCCAACACCAGGCAAUCUGGAGCAGCCGCCAGAUAAUUUAGAAAAUAUUUAUGGCCCAGGUCACCCUCUGCCUAUCGGUGUACCUCACUUGACGAACCCCGUGGUUCAGGCUCACUCUCGACCUUCAUCACGUGCCUUGGGCGCCAGUCGUCCCUGUGAGAGCCCUGCCACGACUUUAUGGGCUCAAAGUGAUCCUACCAACUUGGGCGCCAGCAUUGUCCUAGCGCCCGCUGCCCCAACUGUUCUCGCUCCGCUAAGGGAGCCUAGUGUAGAUGUCAUACAGCCUCCAGAGGAUGGUCCACUGGACCUCCAUCCUCCUCAGAGAACCCCACAACAACAUUCAGAAAACCUAGAGAACCCACCAAAGGUGAGUGAGUUAGACAAUGCAGAUUCUCAAGGCAAUCUGGGCUAUGCAUCUCUCCUUGUGUCUGAAUCGCUCCAGCAACCUGUUCUGAUUGCACCGCCCGUGUCUAAUUAUGUGAUUCCCCCCAGUACCUUUGCACAAGUCCCAAGUCAAAGUACUGCCCCUACAAAAACAUUCGGACAGGCAGCCAGUGUAUCCCUUACAUCUGGUCUCCCUUUCAAUCAGAAUCCACUUAGCCCACCUGCUCCUGCCUCAAACCCAGUCCCACUCAAUUUGACUCGAGAAAGUGCCGAAGCAUCAACUUCAGGAAGCGCCUUGGCACAGCCGCAUCCAGUCCGCCCUUCUGUAUCUCAUGGCCAAUCAUUGAGUAGAGACACACACUUAGCUCUGCCGGUUAAUCCUCCGACUUCUCUCACUGCUGCUUCUGUCACCAAUCAUAAUCAGUCUUCGAAUUAUGAACUGCUUGAUUUUUCUAUGCACCAAUCACAGAGCCAAAUUCAAGCAUCUGGCCAUCCUUCUGCUUUACAUGAGUCUUCGCAGUCUAGUAAUGGAUUUUACAUGCAGGUCACCAAAGAUGCGCAACAUGGGCUAAGAAUGGACGUAAAUGCUCCUGUCCAGACUCCUGGCCCUUCAGCUCCACCACAAGUCACGACAGCUUCCUUGACAUCCGCUCCACCUACCAUGCCAACCUCAUCACCAUCCGCCCCACAGUUUUCUGCAGCUCCGUCAUCAUCCGCCCCACCGGUCUCUGUGGUGUCUUCGGCAAACACGGGGAUCCAGCCACAACCCGAUCCUCCAAGGAUACCAGAGGCACAUGCUGCAGCACAGGCGCAAAGUGAUCCCUCUUUUUCCGUAAGGGGAGCACAGCCUUCAUCUAGUCAGUAUCCAUCCCAGAUGCAAGGUGCUGCAACUGCAAGCGUUCCUCCUGGAUCAAUUCCUUCCCAGCAAGCUCCAUCAGAGCCGCCUCGACCACCUUCCUCCUCUGGCAGCCAGCAGGGCUACGGGCCCCCUCCUCCUGGACCAGGGCAGAUGUACGGAGGCUAUUAUGGAAACUACGGAGAAUAUCCUGAUGGCCGAGCACCAUAUCCUUCUGGUCCAUACCCACCUGGGGAUCCUAGAGCUCAGCAGUAUUAUCAGGAGGGACCAUAUAGAAGCAGAGGUGAUCCAUGGUAUGGCAGGUACGAGGGCCCCAACCCAGCUUACCGUGACCCAAACUAUCAGUAUCGAGAGCCUCAACCCGAGCGUCCCAGCUCCAGGACCAGUCAGUACUCUGACCGCCCCUCAUCCAGGCAAGGCUACACUGAGGACUACCACAGAGCGAACCGAAGUGCCUAUGAUGAAUAUUAUGCAAAUUACGCCAAGCACUAUGAUUAUGCGGGAUACAACUAUGGACACUAUGACCCAAGAUACAGAGGUUACUAUGAUCAGUCCUAUUGGUCCACUUAUGAUGACGCAUAUAGAAGCAGAGACAACUACUAUAAUCAACAAAUGUAUCCAAACAGGAAAGAAGGCUACGAUGACCAGUGGCGCUACUACCCCGGGUACGAUAGCAGCUUCGAUGACGACUACCGGCGGCGAGGUGGCGAUGCUUACAAUGAUGACUUUGACCGACGUAGUGUACACAGUGAACAGUCUGCUCACAGUGUACACAGCUCUCAUAGCCACCACAGCAGACGAAGCAGCUUCAGCUCAAGGUCCCAACAGAGUCAAGCAUAUAGGAGCCAGCCAGACUUGGUGUCAGCGGUCUAUGAUGCCACGUCAUCCACACUGCCUGUGGACUAUUCUUAUGGACAAUACCCAAACCAAACUGACGCAUCCCAGAAUUAUGGCCAGUACCUUUAUCCCUCAGAGUACACAUCAGACAGCACCUGGAUCGCUCCUGAACAACCACCCCCCCGUCCGGCCACUCCGGAGAAGUUCACCAUGCCCCACCGUUGCGCCCGCUUUGGACCCGGUGGUCAUCUCGUCCAGGUUCUGCCCAAUCUUCCUUCAGCGGGACAGCCUGCUCUUGUUGAUAUUCACAACUUGGAGACAAUGUUGCAGAACUCUUUGGAUCAGGAAGAACUACGAUCUUUCCCUGGGCCGCUUGUGAAGGAGGAGACCCACAAGGUGGAUGUGAUAAAGUUCUCCCAGAACAAAGCGGUGGCAUGUUCCCAUGACAACAACCUCUUAGACCGAGACUCCGCCCGCCUACUUUGGGACUUCAUCGUGCUGCUGUGUAGACAAAAUGGGACUGUGGUAGGCACCGACAUUGCCGACCUGUUGCUGAAGGAGCAUCGCUCCGUGUGGCUACCAGGCAAGAGUCCGAAUGAAGCAAACCUGAUUGAUUUCAACAAUGAGCCGUUGGCCAGAGCCGAAGAGGAGCCAGGAGCUGGACCCCUGUCCCUCUUGUCAGAUACCUUCAUGACGGUGCCAGAAAAUGUUGGAAAAGAAACGGAGCGCUUCAGGGAGCUGCUGUUGUUUGGUCGCAAGAAGGAUGCACUUGAAGCAGCUAUGAAAGCAGGUCUGUGGGGCCACGCCCUCCUGUUGGCCAGUAAGAUGGACAACAGGACACAUGCACGUGUCAUGACAAGGUUUGCAAAUAGCUUGCCCAUCAAUGACCCUCUCCAGACAGUGUACCAACUCAUGUCUGGUAGAAUGCCUGCUUCAGCUACUUGCUGUGGAGAGGAGAAGUGGGGUGACUGGCGCCCUCACCUGGCCAUGGUUUUGUCAAACCUCACACAUACAUUGGACCUGGACACUCGCACUAUUACCACCAUGGGGGACACGCUUGCUUCAAAGGGGCUGAUUGACGCUGCACAUUUCUGCUAUUUAAUGGCUCAAACUGAUCUGGGCGUUUACACCAAAAAGAGCACCAAGAUGGUUCUGGUUGGCUCUAAUCACAGUUUACCCUUCUCCCACUUUGCGACUAAUGAAGCUAUCCAGAGGACAGAAGCCUAUGAGUAUGCUCAGUCUCUGGGCUCCCAGCCUUGCCCCUUGCCCAAUUUCCAGGUCUUCAAGUUGAUCUAUGCAUGCCGCUUGGCUGAAGCAGGCCUGAGUGCUCAGGCAUUCCAAUACUGUGAAGUCAUCUCUAGGACUGUCCUUGUGCAGCCAUCCUAUUACUCCCCUGUAUUCAUUAGCCAAGUCAUUCAGAUGUCUGAAAAGCUGCGGUUCUUUGACCCGCAACUGAAGGAAAAGCCUGAGCAGGAGUUGUUCAAUGAGCCUGACUGGUUGAUUCAACUCAGACAUCUGGAUGGGCAGAUCCGAACAGGGGGAAUAACCUACAACGGUGGCAGAACAAGCCCUGCACAACUUACGAGCAGUAGCCCUAGCUCGGACCUGGAUCAGCCCAGUCCAGGUGAACCUUACAACAUGUCAAUGGAGUCGGAUGGCCCAGGUCCUGACAAUCCAUUGAUGAGCUCCUUGCUGCCUGGUCCGACACCACAAGGAAUACAGCUCGUGCCUCCAGCUCCUGCCUCCAUCCUCCAAGAUGGAAUGGGCCCUCCUCAACCCCCCUGCGAUGUGCCGCAGUUCUACCCGGUACCUCCCAGUGGGCCAACCGGCCAUGUACCUUUGCCGGGCUACCCUUCACACGAUCCUGCCUAUGCGCCUCCCCAGUUCCAGCCUCCACCCAUGCAGUCAGAAAUGUACCCGGGAGCUCACCAGCAGCCCGGGCCCCCAGCCCUUCAUAUGGGUCAAAUGUCACCUGUCACGCCCCUGCCCCAGGUGCCCCAUUCGCCGGUUCAAGGCAGCCACCCGCAUAUGCCACCAUCGCCCGGGCACAUGGGCGCACCGCCGGAAAUGGAAAUCAACCAACCGAUAUCACCGCACAGAAGCCCCCUUACGCCAAAGAUGGACUUCUAUGACCACAUGGCACAACUGGCGCCUGGCAGGAGAUCGAGGACCACGUCACAGUCUUCAGUCCACCGGGCCUCGGGACGACGCUCUCGCACAACCUCCGAAUCCUCCACUCACUCCGGUGGGCGUGACCGGAGCAAUUCAGCUGCCAAGCAGGCUUCACCGCCACCUCCUCCUAUUCCUGAGCAGCCUCGCAAAGAGGAGGGCAAGAAAACCAAGAAGGAAUCUCCCAAAAAGAGUGGCGGCGGUGUGGGCUGGCUCACGACAUGGCUUUACAGGAAGGGCAAAAAUGAGGCUCACCUGCCAGACGACAAAAACAAAUCCAUUGUGUGGGACGAAAAGAAGCAGAAAUGGGUGGACUUGAAUGAGCCAGAGGAAGAGAGUAAACCCCUUGCACCGCCUCCCUCUGGCUUCCCCAAGAUGGCUCCCAUGCCUGUUCCUCCAGGUUCCGCUGCGCCCCCGAGUAGCGGUCCUCCAGUCAACAUGUUCUCCAGGAGAGCUGGUUUGAAGAGCAGAUAUGUUGAUGUGCUGAACCCUGGCGGCGGCGGCACCAAACCAGCCGGGGUGGGCCCCCCUGCUCCUCCUAUGGAACUCUUUGCUCCUCUCGCGCCUAUGUCCAUGCCCACCAACUUAUUUGUGCCUAGUUCAGCCCCCAGUGAUCAGCAGCCGAUGGAAGGCAGCGAAGGAGGACUUCAGAAGCAGACAUCGCCAAACAGCUCUGUUCCACAGAUGUUCAACCCGACACUGUUACCGCCCGUUCCGCAAGGUCCUCCUGCCCUCGACGGCUCUCAGUCCGGAGAGCUCUCACGUUCUAGCUCAAUGAGUUCUUUAUCACGUGAAGUGAGUCAGCAUUUAAACCAGAGUCAUCCAGGCUUGAGAAAUGCACCUGUAGGAGGCGCCGCUUUCUUAUAAACCGACACUGGUAACAAUGGUGUGCAGGCAUCUCGAGGAGACCGAUUCGCCAGAAGCAGACGUGCUGCUUUCAAACGGCCCAACCACUCUAAAGUCUAUUUUUUAAACGUGCCCGGUGUUCUUGUUUGAAGCAGGACUCAUUUAGCGUACAAAUAAAAACUCUCAUAUCUACUGUUUAGCACAAGAAGCCUCCUGAAUUAUCUCCCUCUUGUCUUAAACGUGCAGCAGAUUAAAGACUUUUUUUUGACUUGUCUUGCAACGCGCCGGCUGCUGCCCUUCCCUCUUUCCCCGAAAUCUCCAAAAGGAACCAGACUGGAUGCGAGGAUGCUGCAUGUUUCCACAUAUUUAUUUAGAAUCCCUCCUGUCAAUCAAACAACUCAACUGUGCUGUCCAAAUGAACGAGCGGUGACCAGCAGGAAUUAUUCACAACAUGCAAAAAAAAAAAAAAAAAAUCUAUCCAAAUGUUUGUAUAUCAGAUCGAUUGUAUUUAUGAGCUUUAGGCAUAAAUGUAUGUUUGAGGAACUAAUUUCUUGUGUGAUUAGCUUUGAUGAGAAGCAUUUAGAGCAAAUGUCACCAAUGUUUGUUAUGGCCUCUGCUACAAAUUCAUUGUGAAAAGUUAUACUUUUAAGUAUAACACUGUAAUUUACUAACCUGAUUUUUAAUGGAAUUCUCAGUCCCUCAGCUCAACGUAUUUAAUUCCAUUUUUGUUUUGUAGACUUGAUUUGACAAGGUCCCCUUUUGUUUCAGCAAAUUGGUGUAAUAUAGAAGAAAUAAAGGCAAAUACUGAAUAAAAGUAUUUUUGCGCGUGAGCACUUUGAUAUAUGUCUUCGUGUUUUUUGCAUUGUCUUUGUCAAAAGAUUUAAAACUAUCAACAGUUUUAGCCAUAGACUUCAUCAGUUGACGAGACCGCUCCUAUAGAUAUUGUGUCACGGCUUCCCGUAGAGGUCCGGGCCAGACAGCGUCACGGAAGCUUUCACUACGAUAAACGCUGCGUUCCAACGCCGGCUUUAGGUAGAAAUAGGACGAAAGUUUUAGUACAUACAAGCAGGCAGGAGUGCCUCAAGACUGAUUUGGUUGAGGAGGGGUUAAACACAUGCUUCUCCACUUUACCAGAGGCUUUGGAUACAUUUCCUCUGCCUUCAAUUAAGGGCAGUCAAUCGAUUAUUUAUGGCCAAAUUUGUAGCUUACAAAAUGUCUCAUUAGCACCUACUAAGGCGCUGUGUGAACAGGAACUGGGUAGGAUUAUUUUGGAGGAAAUAUGGGAGGCUGCACUGAAAAGAGUUCAUUCCUCAUCAGUUUGCGCACAGCAUGGUCUUAUUCAGUGCAAAAUUAUCUAUAGAGCACACUGGACUAAGGACAGCUUGUUCAAGAUUUAUAAAGAUGUUACACUUCAACCUGUGCACGAUGUAACCAAUCACCAGCCAA